AUGAAGUUUGCAAAUAUAGAAAUGGUGAGGGAUCUUGGAUACACAGCAGCAUCGUUUGACAUGGCUGUUUCUGAGGAUGGAAAAUGCCUGGUGUCGAUAGGUAGCUACAAGCCGUCAGUCAAGAUAUAUGAUCUGGUCAAUUUAUCGCUGAAGGUCGAGCGUCAUUUGGAGGCGGAGCCUUUGAGGGUGAUUCCGCUGGCACAGGAUGCAUCCAAGAUCUGUGUUCUGAAAAGAGACCGAUCACUAGAGCUACAUGCGAAGUAUGGAUUCCAUGAAAGCAUCAAGAUGCCUUCUAUAUGCCUAGAUGCGUGCUUUAACAAGUUCAAAGCAGAGGUGAUGUGUGCAGGUGUUGGGCCUGAUGUAUACAGAUUCAAUCUUGAACAGGGGCGGUUUUUGAAGAGUCAGGGCACAACCAUCCAGGAAAUACUUUGCAUAUGCAUGUGUGAGGCAAAUGGAUUGAUCUGUGUAGGAGGAGACAACAAAAUACAGUUUAUUGACCAGAGAAGCAAAGAGGUUUUCAGAACGGUAGACUAUAGCGAAACUCCAUUCAGCAUGUGCUUUUCAAGCAGCGGGAUGGAACUAGGCGUGGGCACUGAAGAAGGAAGUGUCUACUUGCAUGAUCUAAGAGCAAGGAAAGAAAUAUGCAAGGUGAGCCAUGAAGGGAGUGUUAGGAAGGUUGGGUUUAAUGGCAAGAUUCUUGUUAGCAUUGGAGGGAAGGCUAUGAAGUGCAUUGAUAGAGCAGGGAUGAUUGGAGAGUAUGCUGGCGACGUGGGUAUGAGCUGCUUUGCAUGUGCUGGAGGAUUUAUGUUUAUUGGAUUUGAUAAUGGUGAGAUCCGUGAAGUGAUUUCCGAGGAGUUGGGGGAGAUUCCAAUGCAUUUGAAGAUGAAUGAGGUGUGA
Molecule: messenger RNA, 897 nt
Organism: Ordospora pajunii
Lineage: Eukaryota; Fungi; Microsporidia; Ordosporidae
Exons: 1
Coding region: 1-897 (298 amino acids)
Biological process (GO): maturation of SSU-rRNA from tricistronic rRNA transcript (SSU-rRNA, 5.8S rRNA, LSU-rRNA)
Cellular component (GO): nucleolus; small-subunit processome; 90S preribosome
Molecular function (GO): protein binding
Source: RefSeq, a predicted model, not a curated record